AUAAUUAUUGUAAGUAUUGGAUUUAGAGAGCCCUAUUACUUUUACAACACACAACAUACGUUUUUUACUAACUGCGAUUAGUUCGCACACACAAGUACCAACAUGUAAAUAUUAGCAUUAAGUCUUUCCUUGUUAGCGUCUAAGUUGUAAAUUGAUCACUCAGAAUAAAGAACUCGAACAGAACACAACAGUCUUUUAAUUGGAACAUCGGCAGCAGCACCAAUAAAAUAUUCAACAGGUUAUGGGCCCAGGAGAACUCUGAAGAGAAAAAAAAUUAAAUUGCCCAAAGACUAAUUGAAAGUGAAAUAAAGUGCCAAAAAAAAUAAAAUGAACAUUAGAGAAACAUUUUACCAUUGUAAAAAUCUGUGUUGUGUGUCAACAUAAAGAAAAAAUAAUUUGAAAAACUGUGUGUCAGUUUUAAGUCGUGUGUCGACAUCAAAAUUAAAGAAAAAUGUCUUAUAUCUUGAGCAUAGAGAAAUUGUCAGAAGACAAUUAUGAAUCGUGGCAUCUCCAGAUGAAAGCCGUGCUGGUCCAUCACGAUCUAUGGGAGGUGAUCUGCGAUGAAGAGGCUGCCGAAAAGACUUCUGAGUGGAAGAAGAAAGAUGAUAAGGCUAUGGCAACAAUUGUGUUAAGCAUCACACCAGUGCAGUUGUCUCAUAUAAAAAACUGCAAAACAGCGAAAGAUGCUUGGAAGAGCUUAUCGGAUAUCCAUCGACCAAAAGGGCCAAUAAGAAAGCUUUUCCGCCAUGGUCCACGUACACCGGUCGAUACCUAUCCAAAUGAUCCAUAUAUAAAUGAGACAUUCUUUCCAUACGGCUGGGGACAUUUAACUAAUGAUGCGAAAAAGGAAUUAUUUAAAAUUGGCAAUGCAUUGGCCAAGAGAUACCAGCAGCUGUUGAAGCCGCACUAUAAACCCGAUCUUAUUUAUGCCCAAUCAUCGGCCUCACCACGCACCCUGAUGUCAAUGGCCACUGUAUUGGCUGGCAUGCUGCCACCUGUAAAUACUCCAAUGGAAUGGAAUUUUAAGCUGAAUUGGCAACCCAUACCCAUUGUUUCAAUACCGGAGGAAAUGGAUAUUUGGUUGCGCAUGAAAGUCCCAUGUCCACGUUAUGAUCAAGCGCUUAAUGAAGUUUUACAAUUGCCACAAGUGAAGCUGGAAAUUGACGACCAUAAAAGCCUUUUUCAGGAAUUAUCGAAAAUUACAGGCCUAAAUAUUACCACAGCAGCGGAUAUUACUUCACUUUACAUAACGCUCUUGGCAGAGCAAUCUUAUGGUGUGGAUUUACCCUCCUGGACAGAAGAUUAUUAUCCCGAUCGUAUGCAAUUUAUGGCAAAACAAAGUUAUAUCUACAAUGGCUAUACCACGGAAAUGCAACGCCUAAAGGGUGGACCAUUUUUGGAGAAAAUCUUUGGACAGAUGUUGGCCAAAGAAAAUGGCACCCUUCUACCAGAGGAGAGAACAAUGUUCGUGUAUUGUGCCCACGAUUGGACAAUAACAAAUGUUCUGUUGGCUCUCAAGGUGUGGCAAAGACAAAUGCCAAGAUUUUCAGCUUUAAUUGCUUUUGAGUUGCAUCAAAAUUCGGAGACUAAUGAAUAUUAUGUGGAGAUUUAUUUCCAAAAUGAUCCCCAAUUGGAACCACAACCCUUAACCAUACCUGGCUGUAGUUUUCAGUGUCCUUUGCAUAAAUUAUUGGAACUAACUGAAGAUGUUAUGCCAAGUACUCCAUAUGAAGAAAUGUGUAAACUGAAGUAA
Musca domestica (house fly) is the source of this 1753-nucleotide messenger RNA. Its product is annotated as venom acid phosphatase Acph-1. NCBI's taxonomy places the organism in Eukaryota, Metazoa, Arthropoda, Insecta, Diptera, Muscidae. The record is from RefSeq and is a predicted model, not a curated record. The transcript is spliced from 7 exons. The coding region runs from base 452 to 1753 and encodes 433 amino acids. Gene Ontology annotation, biological process: dephosphorylation. Gene Ontology annotation, molecular function: phosphatase activity.